AUGAAAUCACAGCACCAAGCGAUCGAAACAUUCGUCAGCCUGAAAGCGAUGACCGGCCAAAUCUACCGGUACGUGUUCAGGCCAACAGAAGACGCGCUGAUUCCGAGAGUGCUUCUCGUAGACGGAAUGCAAAAAGGCGCAGAUUCCGGUUACAAUCCUGUUCAUCGGCCCAAUCAUCAUCGUCAUCGAGCGAGGAAAUUACCGUAG
This is a messenger RNA of Gongylonema pulchrum, 207 nucleotides long. The record is from the annotation of a GenBank genome assembly. NCBI's taxonomy places the organism in Eukaryota, Metazoa, Nematoda, Chromadorea, Rhabditida, Gongylonematidae.